AUGGCAACUCUUUAUGAGGCCUGCAUCGUCGAGGGCGAAUUCAUUCAGCGGGCUCGCGACCACAGCCAAGCGCUCAGAGAGGCUGUUGUUUCCAUCAUCCAAGCAAAGAGCCCCAAUCAACCAGGGUGCGAAGCAGGAUGGGAGAACUGCUUCGGUUGGAUAAUGCAAGGGCUCGGGAGGUUGAAGGAACAAGGAUACCUCAGUCAAGAAAACUACGACAAGUUCCUCGCGUAUUGGAAUACGCACAAGGAAUGCGUCAAAGCCUCAACUGACGGGAAUAGCAUCACAUUAUGCGGCCUCGAUCCAAACACGACCCCAGGAUCAGAUCUAACCCUCCGAGGACUCAAGAAUGCCUCUGCGUGUGUAAAGCAGAAGAAGAAGCUAGCUGUUGCCAAGAAGGGCACCCAACCCACCGGUAAAGGAGGCCCUGGAAAGGCCCCGACGAAAGGACCCGCCCAGCGCCGUCCAAAAGCACACACACAGGCAAAGAAGGCACAGCCAGCACGAUCUUCAAAGGCUCCGAACGGGAAGAAGGCUAAGUGA
Coprinopsis cinerea okayama7#130 is the source of this 543-nucleotide messenger RNA. RefSeq lists its product as hypothetical. The record is from RefSeq and is a predicted model, not a curated record. Lineage: Eukaryota; Fungi; Basidiomycota; Agaricomycetes; Agaricales; Psathyrellaceae. The transcript is spliced from 3 exons. The coding region runs from base 1 to 543 and encodes 180 amino acids.